UGCGCGUCAGAGGAGAAUCGUGUGGAACGUCUUUCAGGCGGUUUGAGCUGUCAGUAAUUACAGAAAGAUGAAUCAUAACGCCUAAAUAAUCACAGAAGAGGAUUUCCCUUCCUUUCUUACAGCAGGAAUGAGAAGGCAGACGGCUGCGGAUUGUUAAAGGCGCUGGGUGCUGCUUGUUUUGGUUCGCUGAGGCCGGUGUGUUGUGUUUCAGUGCCGCAAUGAUCCGGUUGGCUCUGCUCCGCUCGCUCGUGUCCCGUCACACCGGACCGGCUCUGCUGCACCGGAGGCUUCUCGGUACACACCGGCGCAGGAUCAAACCAGAGCAGCUGGAGCUUCCCAACCAGGCGCGGGAGUUCGUGUACGGCCUGAGCCCGGCGAACCGGAGCUGCUUACUGAAGGAGCUGCAGGACUUCCAGUCCCAGACCCAAGGCUCAGAGGACUCGUCUCCCCCGACCUCAGCUCAGCUCAGAUACAUUCUCCUGCACAACGCCAUUCCCUUCAUCGGCUUCGGCUUCCUGGAUAACGCCAUCAUGAUCGCCGCCGGCACUCAGAUUGAACUGUCCAUCGGAUUGACACUGGGAAUAUCCACCAUGGCAGCGGCGGCUCUGGGGAACCUGGUGUCUGAUCUGGCUGGACUCGGUUUAGCAGGUUACGUGGAGGCUCUGGCUGCACGCUUCGGGAUGCAGAUUCCUGAUCUCACACCCAAACAAGUGGAUAUGUGGCAGACCAGAGUCACCUCACACAUGGGUAAAGCCAUCGGCGUCGCUAUCGGGUGCAUUCUGGGAAUGUUUCCGUUGCUCUUCUUAAGCGAUGAUGAGGAGGAGAAGAAGAAGAAGAUGAAGAACCAUCCAAACCCCAAAUGACAGGCUUUUCUAUCUGCAUUACAUCAUUUAUAUUGGCUAAGUGAAGAAAAACAAGCAAAAGAGCAAAAGUUCAUCCAGUAAACAUCAUCAGAGUAACAAAACGAUCAUUACACGAGUAGAGCGUAGCUAUUAGAGUUAGUCAGUAGUUCAGACUUUAAUCUAGAGAUGAAGACUAGAUGUUUUAAUGAGCAUGAGUUGAGUUUCUCUUUAUCACUAACACGUUUUUAAAGGCCUGUUCACGGCACGAACCAUAACUCUAACCAUAGAACACUCACAUUUAACACUUGAUAACAACAGGAAGAUGCUGUUAAUGAUGAUUAUGAGUCUAAUCCAGCAGCAGCAGCUCUACUGAUUCCUGAUCAAUCUUGUGAUAGUUCUGAUUCCUGUAGUGAACCAGCCUCUCUAUCUUUCUGUUGUUUGCACUAAUAUCUUGACUGGUUUCCUGUUCCUGUAGAUUUAGCAGCAUGUUUUUGUGUGGAAGCGUUUAGUGAAGAAUGAAGUUUUAGUUUAGUUUGAAGAGACCGUCGUCCAGGAUUGACUGAAACUCACUGGAGAUGAAUGUUCUCACACCGUCUUCUGCUGUGAGUUAAUCUUGGACGCUGUUAUACUCACAUUAUUAUCAAUAUGAUUUCAACUGGAAUUAGAUUUAUGCUGAACAGCACAAGCCUUUUAACACUGGGUCAUGAGUACGAGACUUUCCCAUCAUGCAUCUGAGACGUGGAGCCCUCGUGCAUCAUGGGUUUCCUCAGAAAUCAUCACAGUUCACUUGUGUUUUAAUCAGUUCUGCGUCCGGUUUCUGUGGCUCUUAAAAUGCUUAAAAAUUAACUUUUUCAUUAAUUAAGGCCAGAGAGUGGAAAGUCUUAAAUGCGUACAUUCAUGGGUUUAAAUGUUGCAUGCAUUGCAUGUCUUGUUUUCAAGUACAAAUAUCAAGAAAAAACAUUUACUGGAGACACUAAAUGGGAAUUAAGUCCGGUUUCCUUUGAAAUCGAACAAAAUUACGUUGUUCCCUUUGAUUAAUUCAUUUUUUCUGAGCAUUGGCAGAUAUUUGUUCUCGUCGUAUCUUUAGACAUUUGCUCUGCUUCAAGACAGAAGUACUGAGGAAGAGCAGCGGUUUAUUGUAAAUGUUUAGUUACACUCUUCCUUUAAAGAAUGAAAAGUAAUGGAGAUCUGUUAAAAGUUGUGUUUUCAAACUUUGAAGUGUUAUUCAUUUUAAAUUUAGAAACGUUAUUAAUAUUUUAUGUUACAUUUAGUUUAUCACUUCACUUUUUCUUAUUUACCUUCAUAAAAUCAUCAGAAAGCCUGUGCUUGCUAAUGUGCAUUACUCAAAUUAAAUACAUAUUUAUUUUUCUUUCCAUUGUGCCAAGUUCUAAUCACUCCAAUCCAAGUCAUAGAGCGUGAAUGAGUGAUUGACAGUCACAUAAGAAUAAAAAUAAAUACAUUUAAAAAAUACUAAAAAUAAAAUUCAUUAUUUAAAAAAAUAUAUAUUCACUUAAAAUAAAACUAAACACUAAAACUAUAUAUAUAUAUAAUAUGACUAUGCACAAUAUAUUUUUUCACUAAAAUGUAACAAAGUUAUUAAAGCUAUUUCAACAUUUCUCAUUUUGCUUAGUUAAAGCUUAACGAAAACAAAGAAAUUAUAAAAAAAAAAGCACAACAAAGUCACUAAAACUUCAACUGAAAAUGUAAAAUAAAUAUUAAAAUAAAAUACUGAAUCAUUCAUCAAUCGAGUAAAUGUCAGAAUGCUUGCUACAGAUGCAAAAAGCAGAAUAUGGAACCUGAUCCCAGUUAUUUAUGUAUUUAUUAAUGGAGGAGGAUUCGGAGGCAGUGUGUAAACGUGAUCAUCGUAUUUAUUUUGAACUCUGUGAAAGACCUUCAGUACGUUGUAACAGCGGUGCGUGUGAAUGUUAGUAAUGCUCUCCGUCCUGAAGGAAACCCAUGAUUCCUGCGGGUUCAGAGGUCGACUCAGGAGUGCCUCCCUGUAGCGCUGUAGCAGAUGAUUCCUGAUGUGCUCUAAUCACAUUCAUGGACAGUGGCAUGCCAAAGUUCGGGAACCCGUUGCAGAAU
Molecule: messenger RNA, 2927 nt
Organism: Carassius auratus (goldfish)
Lineage: Eukaryota; Metazoa; Chordata; Actinopteri; Cypriniformes; Cyprinidae
Product: transmembrane protein 65-like
Exons: 8
Coding region: 219-863 (214 amino acids)
Biological process (GO): cardiac ventricle development; regulation of cardiac conduction
Cellular component (GO): mitochondrion
Source: RefSeq, a predicted model, not a curated record